GUUUGUUUUCUGUCGUAAGAAUAAUAUCCAUUGCGCACCUGUGGAUUCGGGGGCUAUUUACCUACUCGUAGUUGCCAACCUCACCGAAUUCGCAAUAUUGGGUUGCGUAUGUUGGCCAAAAUGGUAUCAUGUUUCCGUUCUAGGCAGGCAUUCCCUUCCCUUCCCUAAUACCCGGGUUGUCAGUUUCCCCGAUAAUUCGGCUUGUACUUAACUAGAUGUUGGCUCCGGGCUUCUCUCAGUCGCUGACUUUCAUUUGAAGCAAGCACAUCAAAACUCGGAAUCGUCUCUUGAGUCUCAACUUUAGCGAAAAUAUUCGAAAUCUCACUUUGCCUCUUUCUCCAAUUUCUCCUGUUAAUCGGAAAUCGGACAGUUUUUAUUCGUGCAUUGUGGCGAAAACUUGUGGGAUUUUAUCCAAACAAGUUGAAUUUUUAGUGCGGUUUGAUUUGUACAAUUUAUGAAAAUUGCAAUGAAUAAGAACGGCGAGGGGAAAGGAGGCAGCAGCAGCAGGCUAAACGGCUCACGGGCAAAUAGUAAACUUCGGGUGGCAAUUUAUGGACAACAUGACGUUGGCAAAUCAGCAUUUACCGUGCGAUACUUGACGAAACGAUAUAUCGGAGAGUACAAGUCAAAUACAGAUUUGCUCUACCGUCAAACACUCGCCAUCAGCCACGGGAGCUCUCUCGACAUCGAAAUCGUCGACAUUUCCACAUCCUUCGUGGACGGGGCUGAAUGCAUCGAGCGUAAAACUUUCCCUCUCGAAGAACUCUAUCGAGCCGACGGAUUCAUCAUCGUCUAUUCCAUCACGGACCGAAGCUCAUUCGACACAGCGAUGCAAGCUCUCAGCGAUAUUCAAAAAAUCCACAAUAUUUACAAACCUCCGACAUCUGAAAAUGGCAAUUCGUCAUCGACUUCAGCUUCUUCAAAGUCCGGUCUCCCCGUUCACGUCACUCUCAUUGCCAACAAAUGUGACCUUGUCCAUGUCCGACAAGUAGAUCGACUUGAAGGGGUCGCUGCAGCUGAAAAGUUCGGGUGUCAAUUUUACGAGCUGUCCGUGGCGGAGAACUCGCCCGAAGUUUAUUCCAGUUUCCACUCGAUAAUCACUUCACUCAUCGCCACCAACGUUCCGCCGCCCAAGCGGAAAUUCUCCGUGAGCAAGAUGCUGGCCAGUCUGCGCCUCGGGAAGAAUUCGCCCUCCAACGCGAGCCCAGUCCCCAUCGCGCCCGCCUCCAUCGCGGACACCAACGUCGUCACCAACGACGCCGCCUCCUUCCCGAAUUCUCCAGCGGGGAGCAGAGAGGGCAGUCCGGGCGUGAGUGGGUCGUCGAAGGGGGCGAAGCAUGAGCGCCAAGGGUCGGGCGACUCGACGUCUUCGUUCACUUCCAGCAUUUGUCAGCUCAAAUCGAAGCUCGUGGUUUUCAAUUCCAUGAAAAAGAGGCAAAGCUCACCACCCAUUUGUUCCCUUUGAGCCACGUUGUACUCGUAAUUUGAAGCAUAAUGGUGAUGAUAUUGAUAUUGUUCUCAGUUCUAUUCCAAUUAGUAUUUGCACAAUGUGUACACAAUUUAUUUCGUCAUGUUGUCUGCACUCAUAAAUCUACAGAUAUAAUUUGAUACGUUAUUACCGUGUACCUUAAUUGCUACAUAAUGUAAAUACGUUAUUUUAUGUAUUUUAUGCUAAUGAUGAUGUAAAUGAGAGUGAAUGAGAGUGAAAUAAUGAGUGAAAAUUGAGACUUCCUCAAUUGUAACUGUGUCUGAGAUAGGUAAUCGAAGAGUGAAACGUACCUGGCUGAUUGGUAAAUACGAUAGUCUGUCUGAUUGGAUUUUCAUGCAUGUACCUCAAUAAUUUAAGGUGAUUUUAUGAGAGGAUGAGAUUUCUGACGAUAUAUUUUUUAUCAUAUUUUCUUUCAACAAUUUUUGUAAAGAGAUUUUUUUAUCGUUUAUGUAAAAUGAAAUUCAAAAUUUCUGAAAUUUUGAAAAUUGAAUCUCAGUCUGCCACUUUAAUUAGGAAAAAAGAAAUGUGUAAAACUAAAAUAGCUUAGCUUAGUUUCUUAAUUGUAGUCAAUCAAUUAGUCCAAUCAGUGUAUCCAAUUAUAAUUAAGAAGUGUUAGAUUUUAGUUAAUUAGAUGCAUACGUAAAAAAAUUGUAGCUUAAUUAGACAAAAAAUUAAGUGUGGAAAUUAAAACUAAAUCAUGAUCAAAUUCUUGCUGACAUGUUUGUAUUCUUAAAAAAAGUGAGUUUAAUAAAUGUUUCUCAAUG
Folsomia candida is the source of this 2253-nucleotide messenger RNA. RefSeq names its product ras-related and estrogen-regulated growth inhibitor-like protein. The transcript is spliced from 3 exons. The coding region runs from base 455 to 1465 and encodes 336 amino acids. Gene Ontology annotation, molecular function: GTP binding; GTPase activity. Lineage: Eukaryota; Metazoa; Arthropoda; Collembola; Entomobryomorpha; Isotomidae. The record is from RefSeq and is a predicted model, not a curated record.